AAAUGGCCGAAAUAAAGGAUUUUUACUAAUUUUUUUUUGAAGUUGCAGGCAUCGCAAUGACUUCAUUGAUUAGCAGGGAUACACACAUAUCUGAUGCGGCUAAUGAGAUGGACUGGUACCAAGUAAUAAGGGGCUGGGUGAAUGGUGUAAAGCAUCCCUCGGAUUCACGAUUAAUGCCGUACUUGGAGCAAGCCGGAUUUGGGUCAGCAGCAUUGAUUCGGACGUUCAACUUGCGAUAUGAUUUAUUUUCUGCGCUAGUGGAGCGGUGGCGCCCGAAGACCCACACUUUUUAUUUUCCGUGUGGGGAGUGCACGGUGACCUUAGAGGAUGUUGCGCUGCAGCUUGGGCUUACAAUCGACGGGAGUCCCGUAACAAGAUUAUCAACGAAUGCCACAGAAGAUGAGUUGAUGUGCGCUGCUCGAGCGUAUAUCAUGCAUAUCCUAGAGGGAGUACUGAUGCCCGAUGCAAACAACAAUAAUGUGCAUAUGAUGUACUUGCCCUUAUUAGCUGAUUUGUCCAAUGUUCGCUCGUAUAGCUGGGGAUCCGCCGUUCUAGCAGUGUUAUAUCGGGAGCUUUGUCGGACGACAAACCCUUCUGUUGUAGACAUGGGAGGAUGCCUUACAUUGCUGUAGUCUUGGGCGCUCUAUCGGAUGCCAUUUUUGGCAUCGGUUACUCACCAACCGUAAAGUAUUUAUCCGGGUAUCGGGAGGUCGCACACUGUCCCGAUAUACCGACUCAUGAUUAAACAGCAUGCCGGGGAAGGGUUUAUAUGGAUGCCAUAUCGUCGCCAGAAAAUUACAGCUGUGACACCUUCGUCUGCAUACGUUCAUUCUAAAAUGUGGUGCACUAAUGCACCAAUUAUAAAUUUCAAUAUAGUCGAGUGGUAUCACGGGGAUCGGGUGCUACGACAGUUUGGUUGCAUCCAAUAUAUCCCGGAUCUGUCAUGUGAGGUGGGGGCGGUUCACAGCAUCAAUAAGAGAGGAAAAUCGCAGUUGGAUUGGGAGGUUAAGCACCAAAAUUUGUUGCGCUGUGGCACGAUCGGAUGGGUCGAAGACCUCAGAUGGUUAUGGCAUAUUCAUUGCAACAAUCAUUAGAGUACAUACAAUAGUACUAUUGUUGCGGAAAGCCAUAUAUACUUGGAGGCUAGUCGACUGUAGUCCCUCUGCACAUAUAGUGACCUGGGGGAUCGUACCCAGUAACCCCGAUAGAGGCAGAGCCUGCGGCAGAUCAUGAUCCCGAACCAGAGCCCGAGUCGGAACCCGAGCUAGAGCCCGAGCCAGAUUCUGAGCAGUCACAUUCACAUGGGGAUUCACAAUCCUAUCAUUCGGAUUUGGCGGGCGAUGACAAUAUUCCGAGCUUCUCAGAGGGCGAAUAUGCAUACGAGUUUGAUCUCUUUGGAUCCUACCCGCCGCAUCAUGGGACUCCUUCCAGUUUAAGUUCGUUGAUGCCGAUUGAGCCACAUGAUUUUUCCUCUAUGUUUACCACACCCCACCUGGGCCAAAUAAGGACGUUGGUCGUUGCCAACACCCAGAACAUGACUGUCGACCUCCGCAUAGGUAUACUCCCUAGGACCACACCAUCGAACCAUCAGUUUUAAGGGUUUAUUGCACUUUUUUGUACAUUACAAAGUUUGUACUUAUUGUAUAAAUUUAAUUACUUAAUUUAUUGCACUUUUAAUA
This is a messenger RNA of Gossypium raimondii (Peruvian cotton), 1679 nucleotides long. RefSeq names its product protein MAINTENANCE OF MERISTEMS-like. Gene Ontology annotation, biological process: meristem maintenance; meristem development. The record is from RefSeq and is a predicted model, not a curated record. Lineage: Eukaryota; Viridiplantae; Streptophyta; Magnoliopsida; Malvales; Malvaceae. The coding region runs from base 57 to 632 and encodes 191 amino acids. The transcript is spliced from 5 exons.